Medioppia subpectinata is the source of this 645-nucleotide messenger RNA. NCBI's taxonomy places the organism in Eukaryota, Metazoa, Arthropoda, Arachnida, Sarcoptiformes, Oppiidae. The record is from the annotation of a GenBank genome assembly.
AUGAGAAAUAAUAAGUUCUCUCCGCCAAAGAGUUUUGACUUCAAUUACACGCGAACUAAAGAUCCAGAAAAUCAAUUAGCGUUGAGGACGCGAAAGGGCGCACAUCAGUGGCACUACAGCUCCGAUUCCCACUACAACAACAACGCCGGCCAACACUCGGCACUCGGCUCUACGGGACCCGACGGCCAACCGUACAGCGACUACAGCGGACACCCACACCAACCGCAACACCAGCACCAGUCGUCGGCACAGCACGAGCGGGACCGGGAACGGGACAGGGAUGGUAUGAUGCCUCCCGAAUGGCAGCCCACGAGCGCAACGUUGAGCUGUCAGGUGAGGGACGUAUUCCCGGUGCCGGAGAUGACGAUAUACCGGGUGAGCGACGACGACAGUAAGACACAGGCGUUGACCGAAAUCGUGCAGAAGAUCGACCGCAACGCCAACGGGGCCUACAAUGUGACCAUCACUAGUGAUAUUAGGGAUUACGAGCUCAUCGAGACCUACGGCAGUCAUCGCAGUAAUUAUGAAUGUCUGCUAUUAUUGCCCGACGGAUCCAAAAACAAUUACCAGAGAAAGAAACGCAUCACUUAUUUAACCGCCUCUAAUAAAGGCAUUGAGAUAACGGAUUGGGAGGACUGGGGAUAG